AAGUAUAAUUCAAAUUUAUUUAUUUCAAAACAGAAUCAGGCCAUAAGUAUCUAUGUAAUUCAUAACAUUGCUGCAGAGCUUACUGCAGCAGUGUAUUUUGUACAGUGUAAUGUUAAAACAUAAAAAAUCAAACUUGUUCGUGAUGAUCUACUCCUGUUUUCCUGAUACCUCAUUGAAUUAACAAUACUGAUGGCAGAUGGCACGCCAGAUUUUGCUGAUCUUCUUGCUGCAUUUGAUGAUGCACCACCUGCUGUAAGCUUGCAACAGAUCACCGGCACCACUCAUGGAACCAGCUUACAUGCUGGUGCUGUACAAUUUAGCGGGAAUGUUCCGUUGCAAUUUACUCAAGGUUAUGCUGAAAAUAGAAACAAUGGUCCAUUUAGACAAAUCAACCAACAAGGAUUUACAACUCGUAAUCAAACACGUCAGAUGCCUACUACGAAUCCAGAUAUUUCAUCAGAAUUACAGAGUCAUCACAACUUUUCUGAUGAUGUCACAACACAUGGUGCAGCAGCUGAUGAUUCAUUCAGUGGAGGAAGUCUUGGAUCAAUGUUUCUUUCAUCAGUUGAAUCUUUCUUAUCAGAUGAAGGAACAAGCCCAUAUAUGAUCCAACUUCCACAAACUCAAAACACUGUGCAACCAAAAACAGCACAACGUAAGCAGAGACAAAAUCAAAAAACGAUUAACGCACCAUCCCGGAAUCAAAACUAUCAAUCUAAUAAAGUUGUACAAAACACAGAACCUUUAUCAGGGAUUCAUAGAUCACAAUAUACCAAUGUCACCCAAUCUGCUGCUAGCCCGUUCCAAAGGCCAGUGCAAUCACAGAGCAAUGCAGCAGUUCAUGGAAUGAAAAUGGGAACACCAGUGUCAUCUCCUCCAUUUGGGAUGCCUACUGAUAUGCAAGGAAAUACUGGAGUUGCAAAUUUGCCUCCUAAUGUUGGUGGCCAGCAAAAAGCAUUUCCACAAGUACAAGGCCAAUUUAUUCAUCCAAACUUAGGACGACAGCAAGUGCAACCCGCUCUGCCUAAUCCACCUCGUCCAUUGUCUGCUGCAUCUUCCACUUCUGAUCAUCCUGGAAGUCACCCAGGCAGUGUUCCUCAACCCAGUCCAUCUUGCGGGUCUAACCACUCAGGAGAUCCUGCCACACCCCUGACACCUCAGUCUUACAAUGCUGGAACACCACAGUCUUAUAACCCUGGCACCCCGCAGUCGAAUAUUAUAAAUCAACAGCGACAACGAGCUUCAGGAUAUUCUGAACUUCAACAGAUUCCUGGACAGGCUGGUCAAAAUUCAAAUGAUAGCUUCACAAGCAAUCAAAGAACAACAGCAUAUCAACAGCAGCCUUCUCCAUUAAAGCCUGCAAUAAAUACAUCCAAUGAUUCUAUUUCUAAUCUGCAUAUACCAAUGAAAGAAUCUUUUAUUUCUCCGAUCAAUGCUGGGUCGUCCCAUGAAAAUAUUGGAACCUGUAAUCUUGCAUACAAUGAUAAUUCUGUGAUGCAUUCUAUCGCUACUGAUAACAAUACCAGUCAACCUUGGAUUCCAAACACAAUUAAUAACUCAAAUGUUACACCAGCAUUGAUGGCACCAGAUUCAUUGUUUAUUAACAAACCAGCCAACAAUCAACAUACAAUUCCAGCCUCCACCUUUGCGGCUUCAGACUGGCAGCAUAAUUUUGGAGCUUCUGAAACUUUUGGUGAUGGAUUUGGUAUGCCAUUGCACAAUCAGCAACAUUUGGAGCGUGCAGAUACGGGCCCUGGUACAGCAAGUCUAACUUCAAAGCAAAAUGCACUUCUUGAUCAAUUAUCUUCAUUUGGCAAAUCAAAGAUGAAACAACCUAACUUCGCUCCGCCAUCGUCUUUAGAGAAUAUUUUAGAAUCUGGACCUAGUGGACUGAUGUCAAAUCGAUUUCCAGAAAAAUUUGAUAUACCAUCUGGAUUAUCUGUUUCAGAAUCGAAUGCCACAUUGAAUAUGAUGAACAAGGCUAAUGAUGCUGGUACUGCAGCUGUUAAAGGGUUAUUCAGCUCUCAAGCAACUCAUUAUGAAGCAAUCAGUCCUAUAAGUGAUUACGCAAUGUCUCCUGUAAGCAAAACAACAGUUAGUGAUGAUACUCUACCUGAAAGCUUUCUCUUUUCUCCAUCAAAGUUCCCUUCUGAGAAGACUGAUAUGAUGAUCGACCAAGACAUAUCCAGUUCUGUUGUUUCAGAUGUUGCCUCAACUGAUCCUGUGCUAAUGUAUGUGAAGCACGACAAUGCUAAACAUUCUAAAACCAAUGUCAACAGCAAUCCCAGUUUACCUGGUCAAUUUCUCUCCCAAGAACUGAAUCUGAACAUGUCAGCUACUUUGAAAAAAGACUUGAUGCCGCCUGUGUCAGCAAACUAUGGUAAUGCAGGUAGUUUCAAUAGAAACUCUCAGCAGUUUGUGAAAUCGUCACAGUCAAGUCUUUUAUCAAGUUUAUCAAACCAAACUUCAAAUGUUGCACCAUCGUUUGAGCCUAAUAGCGCAUUGAGGCAGAAGCAAUCAUGGGGCUCUUCAUUGCCCCCAUUUGAUAGCUCACGUUUUAGUGUCGAUGCUUUGCCAUUCCCUGAGCCUGCCAUCUUGAAUAAAUCGAGUGGUUUUACAUCAAAAAAUCUGCAGUCAUCUCCUAUGAAAAAGAAACCUAUUAUUGGAACCUCUGAUCCAAAAACAAUUGAUCAGCAAGGAAGUUUUGGUAUAAAUAGGAGAAAGAGUAGUUCUGAGAAAUCUAAGGUAUCAUUGAGCAAAUCUAAAAAGUCUUCAAUUGAUACUGAUUUUGGCUUUGAAUCUGACGAUGAUGCAGAGCCAACAAUUUGUUUAAGUAAGCCAACACCAAAGACAAAAGCAGCUAAGAGUAAUAAACCUGAGUCCAACCUGAUGUCCCCUAAGACACGAUUGCCCAUUGCUACGGUUGGAUCACAUAUGAAAAAUCAAAUGGAGCAACUGAAAAAACUACAUGAACAGCAAGAAAUGCUCCUAAAGAUUCAAAAAUUCCAAGAGCAAUGUGGAAGUUCGGCACCAAUUUCAAAUCGAGGUAAUAUGAGUAAUCAGCAAGUAAUACCUAAAACUCAGGCAGUGCCAUACCACAGACAGCCACAUCCAUCAUCUAAAGAAAAGAAACCUUCAAAUUCAUCAGCGCUUCCAAAGUUUUCAUCAUUGCCUCUGCCUAUGUUGCCUAAAGUUUCUCAAGCAGUACAACCUAAUAUGCGGCCUUCAAUAGAGUCAUCUAUACGAAUUGCAACAUCUCAAUCUGACGUUCCAUCAAAAGAAAGUGAAAUAUCCAAAUAUUCGUCUCGUAGCUCUACGUCACAUGCAAUGACAUGCACUUCAAUAACUCAUGGUGUCCCAACAUUUACAUCGACUUCAAGUCAAUCUUUACCGCAUUUUUUAAAUUUUCUAACAACACCAGUGACCUGCACUGGCCCUGUGUCUCAACCUCUAUUGUAUUCUGUAACUCCAUUCACAAAGGCUAAUCAAACAUCAAGUUCCACAGAAUUGUCAAGUUUUUCUGGACCUGGUGCUCUUAUGCAAAAACAUACAACCUCGUCAUUUACACCUCCUAAAACACCAACACGUUCAGUAUCAUCGUCAGUCUCUGUAAGCAGUAAUGUUCCUCAGCACUUCCCUUUGAUGUCUACAACUGCACCUUUGAUGUCUACUUCUGCAAGUAUUACAACUUCUUCGUCUAAACAUCAGCGAAUGUCUCUGUUGUAUCCACCACUCAGAUCAGUGUCAGAUACUUCGAUAACAUCAACGAUUUCUUCCAUCUCUUCACUGCCAAUCAACAUGUCGUUACCACAAAAAAGUCUUCCAUCGCCAACUCCUGCUCCAACAUUUGUUGGUGAUAAUAUAACAAAGACUAAUUUAAUUUCUGAUAUGUCACAAGCGCAAAUGUCAUCGAAUAGACCUCAACCUUUUGACAAUAGGCAUUUUGAUUUGGACUGGCUACAUCGCGAACCUUACAGUCGAAUUCCAAACAAGAGUAAGACACCAGAGUCUGGAAGAAGCCUUGUGACCAAAACAUCUGCGGAUUCGCCAUUUCAAAAUGCAGCAACCUCUACUCAUCUUGACAUUGGUUCAGCAGUGACUGUUUCAAAGCCUGAGAUAACUUCUGCUUCAGAAGAGGGAACAGUUACAUUGAAGCAGAGUAUUCACACAGUUCAUCAUGUGGAUAUACCGAAGUCACACCCUUCUACAUUGACUAACAAAGAUAGCACCCCAGUUUUCCAGGAAACGAAACAUCUUAAUCAUAAAAAGCAUAGGAUACUUGAAGCUUAUCCUCAGUCAUCUGACAGCUAUAAAUCUUCUAUCAAUACUCCAAGUUCCAAAUUUCAGAAUGGGAUUCCAACCUCUCUUGCGCACAGUGUACUGGAUAAGCAACGGCGAUAUUCGAAAGAACACAGUAAUAAAAAAUUCACUCACAGAGUGUCACAUCAUGUUAUAAACGAUAAGAAAUCUAUUUCAGCUGCGCAAACCAAGCAGUCUGAUUUACCCACUGUAAAGACCGCAAAUAAUACCGGUGGCAUAUCUGAAAUGAGAAGAGUUUCUUCAGAAGCUGAAAAAUCUGUCUCUGCAGUUGAAAAACCUGACAAAAAGGAUGAUGAUCAAGCUGGAAGUAUGCUGUCAUUUUUCAACUCUCUACUUCAAGAAGCUUCACAAUCAGCAGCAGACAGUCUGAAAACUAAAGCUGAAGACAGUGAUAAAGAAGGUGAAAAUCCUGUGGAACAAUCACCGAAGGUGUCAGGUGAUUUACGAGGAAUGCUAGAGGCUAAAAAAUCGAUAUCUGCUCCUGUAACAACAACCUUAUCUGCAGGCACAUCAAACCCAGUGGCAAAAACAUCAAACCCAGUGAAAAAAACUGUUGUUCAACCGGUACAUACAGUCAAAAACAUCCCAAAAAAGAAUCGACCUGCCGCCACUGUGCCAUUUAAAAGAAGACCUUACCCAGCCAUUGGUGAUAAUGAAGCUGUUAAUUUGUCUGGGAACACAAAGAUACUUCCAACCACUCUCCCAGUGUCCCAGCCUACAAGCGCUGGGAGUACAGCCAUCAAACAAAAAUUGGUUACUGCUACAUCCACUGCAGCAGUGCCUUUACCGUCUUCAACUCCCAAUACAAUUACUCCACAAUUGACUUCAGUCACAAGGAGUGUGAGUAUGAAAGAACCUAUACAAACCUCAAAAGUUGCAAGUACAAGUGUAAAUGCUACUAUUACGACUGUCCCAGUAGUCACAAGUGUAAAUGCUACUAUUACGACUGUCCCAGUAGUCAAAAGUGUAAAUGCUACUAUUACAACUGUCCCAGCAGUCACAAGUGUAGAUGCUACUAUUAUGACUGUUCCAGCAGUCAAUAUUGCUAAAGUUUCAGAGUGUGAUCCAGCAACAGAAAACGCUCUACCCAAAAUAUCAGCUGUUCCUAAGCUCAGAAUCACUAUGUUUCGUUCCUCAAAAGGCCAGGUUAUUCACCAGGCAUCAAUGGUAGGUAAUGCAGUCAAUGAAGACUCCGUGGAUUCUGACCACACUACUCAUAAAAAACAUAAGAAAAAGAAGAAAAGAAAGAAACGAAAAAGGUUAUCUUCCUCAGAUUAUGACUCAUCAGUUUCAUCUUUAACAUCUAUGUCAUCUAUGGAACCUAGUAUUAAACUUACUCAAAUGGCCAAUAAAUAUAAUGAAAUAGCGAGCAAAGUUAUAGAAAAAACAUUGGAGCAACCACCACCUUCUACCCAGUCUACGCCCAUCAUAAAAAUUGCGCCAAUAGUCGAUUCAACGAAACCACCUCAAAAGCGAAAAAGAACAAAAGCAAGCACUGUGGAAAAUACUGAAAAGAAGAAGCCAAUGAAACGUGUCAAAGUCUCAAAGACAACGACCAAGAAAAAGUCUGACACAAAAAGCAAUGAACCUAUCGCAAGGUAUCAGCCAAAAUCUGCACUUAACUCAGUUUCCCCAGGUACACAUUCAACCACAAAAGUUUCUGUAACACUGCCGUCAGCGUUUCAUCGAGCACCAGGAAAGUUGCCAAUGUAUAUGAAUGCAUCUGACUCGACGUCUGCUGCAGUGCCUACAAUACAAUUAGUAGCUCGUAACACAAAACUUUUAGAAAGUGUUAUUGAUAAUAAAGAAGCACAGUCUAAAACUGCUGGCUCAAGUGGGGCAGGAACUCUAUUGCCAAAAACCUUGUCCACAGGAUUACUCGCAAAUACUGGGAUGCAAUAUAUAAUCCCCAAUAGCCGAGCACCACAGCGUAUCAUUCUGCCUAAUAUAUCAACUCCUAUAACAAUGCCAAUGUCACUGGUAUCACCUCUGUUAGGUCGGUCUCUUUCAUCCGGCUUUUAUCCAAUUACAGUGUCUAAUGCCAAACAGGGUAUAUCAAUGUCCUUCUCGGUCAGUGAUACUGUGGUUUCAUCAACUAAAGUCAAUUCCAAAAUAUCAGAAGCAAAUUUGCAAAGUUUAAAACCAUCACCCAAAAAGUCAUCAACUUUGGCAAUUGUUCGACCUUCAGAUGCAACAUGCCUGUUCUCCGAUCAACUUUCACAAUCAAACACUGUAACAAGAACAUUAGUACUGCCCAGGGUAACAACGAAAGUCACGCCCACUUUAAUACCAACUUCAACAAGCAUGAACAGUUUUCAGUCUACCUUCUCCAAACUGAUCAGCAGCCAAAACCCAAUCUCGCAAUAUGUUCCUCCGGAUCCACCAGAGCAUCUCAUGAUCGAUCCAAAAGCGAAUAAACAUCAUCAAUGUCUGGAAUGUAAAGAUAAAUUUAUGCUUCAUGACAGCCUGGAUGAUCAUUAUGAUAGGAGGUGCAUUCUCAUCAAGGUUCGUUGUAUGCAGUGCAAUCAAAACUUGGUCUUUUUAAAUAAGUGCAAACUUCUGCUUCACGCUCGUCAGCACAGUGAUAAAGGAAAUGGAAUGCAAUUCAAUAAUGCUCAUAUUUCACCUUUGCCACUCUCUAUGUGCAAACCUCGUACUAGAGAAGAGUUUUUAAACAAUAGUGCCUCCUCUGAGAGAAGAAGAUCUUCAAUUGCAAGUAGUGAGGAUGAGACGGCAAGUUCGGGACUCAACACAUCUUCCACCUCCAGUGAUACUGUGAUGGCCUGCAGUGAAUGCAACUUUCUGACAACAAGUCCGGAAGCAUUGGAAGAACAUUUUCAACGGCAAUCGACACCGCCCUCACCAGAUACUUCCGCUGGACCAAAACCUACCUCAAGCAAGUUUACAUGUGAUAUGUGCAGCUUGACUGUAUCAAAUCAAUGUAGCUUCAAUGCACAUAUGAGAAUGCAUAAGAGAUCUUCACCACAUACAUGCCCUGAAUGUGGCAAAACUUUUGAUAAUGAAGGGUCAAAAGAACAAACCUGUUCUGAAAACAAGAAAGAGAUUGAUUUCAAUCUUCACUUGAGUAUUGAAUGUUUCCAUCUAUCCCGAAUGUCAUGUUACAAAUGUAGGAUCUGUUGCUCCAUUUUCAAAAACGCUGAACUAUUGCGCAGGCACUUAGAGGUUCGUCAUUUGCAAACAUUUUACAAAUGUCGCGAUUGUCCUAUGGCUUUUAAGACUCAGGAAAACAUCGCAAGCCAUCAAAGAUCUGCUCAUGGAGUCGUUGCAGUCACAAAAACAAUACACAAAUGUCCGCUCUGUGAUACUGUCUUCACAGACAACAGUCCAACUCAACAACUCUUCCUUUUACAAAAACAUUUUGAAGGCCACAUCAAUCAUCCUUCUAUUAACAUUACAGCUUACAAAUGUCUAUUCUGUAACAAUAUUUAUGAGAGGAAAUCCUUACUUCGUGAACAUUUGAAAUCAGCUCAUGGGGUAACUGCAACAAAUGAAUCGUGCAGUGAUGAUUUAACGAAAGAAAUAAAUGAAGCUCAAAUGCUGAUGGAUUUAUCUACAAAAGAAAAUACUGGAGGAAAUUUGAAAAAGGGAAUCGCAAAAAAAAGAAUUGCGAAAGUGUCCUCCAAAGAGCCUUCUUCGAAAGUACCGAAGAUUUUGUCGCCAGAUAGAAGCACAUUUGAUGCAGCUAGUAACCUUCGUAUUGCCUCCGGAAUUCUGGGAAAUGUUGAUGGAUCUGGCAAGAAGAACCUGGCAUCUGGUAAAAUUUCAUCUGCUUCACCUGCUACAAUGAAGAGCGCAAGGCAACCAGUUAAAUUGAGGCUAAAGGGUAUGACAGCUCAUUCAGCCAACAAUUUGUCUUCCACACUUGUGUCAUCAACUAGUGUAUCUAAAGAUGUGUCAUCUGCUGCUGAUAAUAUGCCACCUGCGAUUUUGAGAGAUGGCAAGAAAGUUUAUCCCUGUGGACAAUGUAGCAAAGAACUACCAUCUGCAAGUGCUCGAUUAAAUCAUGUGAAGUUGAAACACAAAGGCAUAAGGACAUUGUAUUGUUGUCCAUACUGUACUGUCAAUCAAAUCAAAUUUGCCAAAAGGAUUUCACUGAAAAAACAUCUCAAAAGGGUUCAUUCCAUUGAAGAGAUGAAAAAGCAAGAUGUCCAUAUUGAAUAUGCCAAAAUUCCCAUCGGUCAAAGGUUUGAUCCUUCAACAUUCAAUUCUAAUAAAGAAGAAUUGCCAAAUCCUUUGGCAGUUGUUACACAGCUUCCAGAACCCUCUGGUGAACGUAAACAAGUUCGAAAGAAGAUAACGUCAAUCGGCAGAAGAACUAGUGACGAAAAGAUCGAUCGGAGACCAAUACGUCAGACGAAAAGAAAUGUCGAGAACGGAAGUCCUAUUGUUGAAAAUUCUGAUGAAGAAGUUGAGAAAAUUACAAGGAACUAUGUGGAGGACACUGAAAAGGAUGUAUCGGAAUCUCCUGAUUUUUCGUUACUUCGAUUUCCCAAUGUUUACGUGUGCGCCAAAUGUGGUUUCCAAUCCAAGGAUAGGUUGACAUUUCAGGGUCACAUCAUUGAGCACAGAGAAGAAGCUGAAUUCGAUCCAGCCAUGUUCAGUACUAUGCAACAGUGUACUGAAUGUGGUCUAUGCUUUGCAUCAGUGGCUUCUCAUGCCAAACAUAUGUUUAUAAAACACAAAAUAAAAAGAAUAAAACUCUUGCAACUGUAUGAUGAUCAGUUAAGAGAAGGUUAUGUGGAAUCGAAGUCAGAAGACGAAUCUACUGCUAAGAAACAUAGGUGCACAGUUUGUUUCAAGCGUUUUGAAGAUGACGCUCAACUACGAACACACAUGAGGACGCAUGGCCUUGCAUUUGUUAAAUCAAAACAUGUUUCAUGACAAACAUGUUAAUUUGAUUUUUGAAUGCAAUAACUUAAGUCAUCAACGCUUUAUAUUGUGUUUGGCUAGAAUGAAAAACCAUUUUGCCUAUUAGUUUAUACCAUAGGUGGGUGAUGUAGAAGCCGAUUCUUGCUUCUUGCUGUUCGACAUAAUUGCUGUCAACUUAAUAUUCCAAAAUGAAUUGCUGAAAAAGCAGAGGUGGUGCACUGGUGGAACUGAAAUUAUUUAAACAAGGCACAUUAUUUUAGGCCAUGCACAAAUUUGUGAAAAUGUUCGUUCAACUUUUCAACAAUCCUGAGCAACCUGGUCAUACAAUCAAAUUCAAAAAUGAACUUGUAUGUUAAAUUGAGAUUCCUAUUCACGAAGUCGCCUUACAUUACAUUUUGUAUAAUAUAUCAGACUAGAUUAUUUGCAGUUAAAGUGGAAGAAUAAAAAAAUUUUCUCAAGCCUAUUUAUUCUAUGAUUUUCAGCAGACGGUGCUGGUUAACUGCUGUUUGGUGUGUUAUUUUAAUGAAUUGAAUAAUAUUUAUCUACAUAUAGAACUUAUCUUUUUUGCCAAUUUUGUAUUUCGUGUGUUCCACAUGUUUUAAACAUUGAUAUCAACCAUAUUUAAAAUAUACAGUUAUUUGUUUGGAGAAUGAAAAAUUUGGCAUGUUCUAUGUUCCAUUUCUGAAAUAUCCAAAUGAAAAUUUAUGUCUUUUUGUGAAACGAAGUCUGCAAUUGACACAUAUUUGCAUUUUUUUUAAAAAAAAUUGUCUGUGUGUGACAUAUAAAAUGCCAAUGACUUUUAUAGCCAACUUCUUCAUGGCAAUUGUGACUGUGCCAAUUGAAGGAUUGCUUUUGUGUCACCUUCCCAUAAAUCAAUGCUUGAUUUCGAAUAGCAACGUCUGUAAUAAACAUGCCAUAGUAUUCUGGUUGCGGUACGAAGCGAGCAAGUUUUGGAUCGGUUACAUCACGAGUUUUUUUAUGGGAGUGCUGCUGAUAAAAGUCACUAUGGUUAAAUAUAUAUUGUUUAUUUAUUUUGUUAAUACACAACUAAUCUUACUGAACAAUGUUCUAUUUUAUUUAUAAAUGCAAACACAUUAACCGAUACUACAGUUACAGUUGCUUAGUUCUUGCUCAUUGUUUAAUUUGUACAAAGAAUAGAUGGGCAUAGAAAACUA
Molecule: messenger RNA, 10385 nt
Organism: Styela clava
Lineage: Eukaryota; Metazoa; Chordata; Ascidiacea; Stolidobranchia; Styelidae
Source: RefSeq, a predicted model, not a curated record